Messenger RNA from Penicillium robsamsonii, 3108 nucleotides. Its product is annotated as non-ribosomal peptide synthetase. Lineage: Eukaryota; Fungi; Ascomycota; Eurotiomycetes; Eurotiales; Aspergillaceae. The transcript has a single exon. The coding region runs from base 1 to 3108 and encodes 1035 amino acids. The record is from RefSeq and is a predicted model, not a curated record.
AUGGUUUACGAAUCGUCGUCUCUCCGCAAUGAGUAUGACUUAGCUGUGGCUGAGAAUUCUGGCCUUGGCCAGCUUUUCCAUCAACAAGUACUCCGAGAUCCGGAGGCCAUCGCGGUAGUCGAUGGAACGACGUCCCUGACUUACCAAGAGCUCCAUGCCAAAGCCGCCCUCCUUGCCAAUGAGCUGAGGCGAGAAGGCUUUGACUUGCAGGAACCCGUUGGCAUCGUCGUCCAACAUGGUGUUUGGGAUAUUGUCACCCAGGUAGCUGUCAUAUACGCUGGUGGAAGCUGUGCAACUAUGGACCCCACGUUACCAGAUCAACAAAUCGAUGCCCGGCUGCAACGGCUUGGAAAUGCUCGAUACAUUCUCGUUGACCAACCCAAUUCGCAACGCACCUUGCUGCACUCGAAUUUCCGCCAUAUUGUCAUAGAUAAUCCUCUCUCCUUUGCCACCGAAGAAUUGCGGAUGGCAGAUACUGCCCUACCAGCCAUCACCGAUCUUGAGCAUCGAACUCAUGUCAUCCACACCUCCGGCACGACGAGCGAGCCAAAAGCAGUCCAGAUUGCAGGUCGGUCCAUUCUGGAGGUCGUAUUUCAUGCACCCUUCGAACCCGUCAUGCGCAGCGACGUAGUAGCGCACGUUAAUAACACCAGCUUCGACGUUUCCUUGUUCGAUAUUUGGGCUCCAUUGCUACGUGGUGCCCGCAUCGCAGUGCUACAAAAGACAACACUGUUGGAUUUGCCGCUCAUGGCUGAAGAGAUCGAGAAGCUCGGAAUCACCUUUAUGGCAACCACUACUGCCUUGCUCAAUCUUGCUGCAGCGACAUUCCCAAAUGCCUUUGCCUCUCUACGAAUAUGCUGGAUAGGAGGGGAGGCUGCCAACAUGAGCGCCAUUGAGACUAUCUUCCGCCACACUCCGCCCCAGAACCUCAUCAACGCCUAUGGACCCACGGAGUGUUGUGUCCUCUGUCUCGCCCACCGCAUUACAGAGGACGAUAUCCAGUCGGGACGAGUCAGUAUCGGGAAGCCCAUUGGCCGCACCACGGCGCACAUUCGAGACCCGGACUCUGGAGAGCCGGUAGAAAAUGGUGAAGCCGGCGAGCUGUGGGUGGCUGGACCCGGAGUGUCUCCUGGCUAUGUCAAUCGACCGGAGAAGAACAAAACGGCUUUUGUCCUAGUGGAUCUCGGUGAUGGGUUCCCCGUGCGUAUGUACCGCACGGGUGAUAUAGUUCGUCGCCGUCCUGACGGGCAGAUCGAUUAUAUUGGGCGACGGGACAACCAAGUCAAAGUGCGUGGCUUUCGCAUCGAGCUUGAGGCCGUGGAGGCGGCCUUGAUGAAGACAGGCCACUUUUCAGAGGCGAUUGCCCUCAAGGUCGAUGCUGUGCCGGAGGGCGCCAGUUCUCAUUUAGUCGCAUAUGCGGUGCCAACCUCCUCCGCUAGCGAUGUCUCUCUCCAUACAGUGACGGAAGCCGUUCGCGCCGUGCUACCGGAUUACAUGGUGCCUCAGAUCCAAUUGAUCGACAAGAUGCCCCUCAACAACCAUGCUAAAGUUGACCGCAGCCUACUGGCCCAACGAUAUCGCCAGCGAUGGACGCAGACCCCAGCAUACAAAACACUAUGCCGCGUGAAUGCGGAAGCCGACAGUGAUACCCGCACCCAUCUAGCGACUGUCUGGGCGAGCAUACUCGGCCUUCCCAACUCUGAUUUCAAGGACAGUGACGAUUUUUUCCAGCUUGGGGGAACGUCGCUGCAGGCGUCCUGGCUCAUCAGUCGGAUCCGCACUAUCUUUCAGUUGGAUCUCUCACUUCUCACUUUAUACGACGACUCCACGCUGGGUGGCUUGACAACUGCCAUUGAAAAAGUCCGGAACGGCGUGGUGGAAGUCGUGCGCAAUGAGAGAGAGCAAUGGAUCGCAGAUACGUACAUAGCUGACGUUCUUCUGGCCCCAACGGCGCCCGUAGUGGACUGGAAUCGUGAUACCGAAGGGCGUGUGUUUUUCACUGGUGCCACGGGCUUCGUUGGCGCGUUCUUGUUGGCUGAUCUGCUCCGUAUGCCCAAUGUCUAUCAAGUAGGCUGUCUCGUCCGCGCCCUAGACUCGGAAAUGGGUCUCGAACGCCUACGCAAGGCGUUGGCCAAGUACGACCUGUGGGAGGAACGGUUCGUGAACAAGCUUCUCCCCCUCCCCGGUCUGCUAGAGGACGAAUACCUCGGUCUUGGUAUGGAGCGUUUCGAGGAGAUCGCCAACUGGGCCAGUGUUAUCUUCCACUUGGGUGCUAAAGUCAACUACACCCAGACAUAUACGCUACAUCGUCCUGCAAAUACAAUCGGCACAUUCAACAUAAUACGCUUUGCUGUGACUGGCCGGGUGAAAGCUGUACACUACGUGUCGAGUAUUUCCUGCUUUGGUCCCACAGGUUACUUUACCGGAGCCCAGUAUGUGAAGGAAGAUGAAUCGCUGAUGAGCCAUAUCGACUCCCUGCCGUAUGAUCAUGGGUACGCGCAGAGUCAGUGGGUAGUGGAGCAACUUCUCAGACGGUUGAUUGAACGUGGAUUUCCAAUCGCCGUGUAUCGCCCUGGCUUUAUCACUGGCCACAGCCAAACGGGGGCAUGCAAUCCCGACGAUUUCUUCAGUCGCCUGGUCCAAGCCUGCAGCGAGAUGGGCUGCUACCCGCAGCUUCCUUGCCAGCGUAAGGAGUUUGUGCCCGUGGAUUAUGUCAAUACCAUAAUCCUACACAUUGCAUCCACAGCGGCGUCUAUAGGCCAUACCUAUCACAUUGUCCCACCUCGUCCCUCCCUGUCAAUCAACAUGGAUGAUUCAAUGGAGCUGGUCGGCCAGGCGAGCGGCAGUGCCAUUGUCGGCGUUCCCUACCAGCAAUGGGUUGAGCGUUUGACUGAAGCGCCUCCCUUGAUGUUGCUAGCGCUGCAGCCCAUGUUGACGGAAAAGGUACACAACGGCUUGACACGAUGGGAGUUGUAUGAGAAUAUGCCUGUGUACGAGACUCACAAUACAGAACAGGCCAUGAAGGAUUAUGCGGGUGGCAUUCAGUUUCCCGAGUUGGAUGGAGCGUUGAUGAGCAAGUAUCUAGGUUAUUUAGAGACACAUUCAUAG